Messenger RNA from Eubalaena glacialis (North Atlantic right whale), 1936 nucleotides. RefSeq names its product SEC14 domain and spectrin repeat-containing protein 1-like. Bases 15 to 1523 code for a protein of 502 amino acids. The record is from RefSeq and is a predicted model, not a curated record. NCBI's taxonomy places the organism in Eukaryota, Metazoa, Chordata, Mammalia, Artiodactyla, Balaenidae. The transcript has a single exon.
UCACCUAUGAUCAUAUGGACUGGUUAAAUAAGAGGCUGGUUUUUGAGAAGUUUACAAAGGAAUCUACAUCAUUAUUAGAUGAACUUGCUUUGAUUAACAAUGGAAGUGAUAAAGGAAAUCAGCAAGAGAAAGAAAGGUCUGUGGAUUUAAACUUUCUUCCAUCAGUUGAUCCUGAAACUGUUCUUCAGACAGGACAUGAAUUGUUAUCCGAAUUACAGCAGCGUCGAUUUAAUGGCUCAGACGGAGGGGUCUCGUGGUCUCCUAUGGAUGAUGAACUGCUUGCACAGCCACAGGUUAUGAAAUUAUUAGAUUCACUGCGAGAGCAAUAUACCCGCUACCAGGAAGUUUGUAGGCAACGUAGUAAGCGUACACAGUUAGAAGAGAUUCAACAGAAGGUGAUGCAGGAAUGGUUUGCAGUUUAUGUGGAACUUAAUCAGCAAAUUGCAGCACUCUUAAAUGCUGGGGAUGAGGAAGAUCUUGUGGAACUGAAGUCGCUGCAGCAACAACUUAGUGAUGUUUGUUAUCGACAGGCCAGUCAGCUGGAAUUUAGGCAGAAUCUCUUGCAAGCAGCUCUUGAAUUUCAUGGUGUUGCCCAAGAUUUGUCUCAGCAGUUGGAUGGCUUAUUAGGGAUGUUGUGCGUAGAUGUAGCACCAGUGGAUGGAGCAUCGAUUCAGCAAACUUUAAAACUGCUUGAAGAGAAGCUGAAAAGUGUUGAUGUAGGAUUGCAAGGUUUGCGUGAAAAAGGUCAAGGUCUUCUGGAUCAGAUCUCCAAUCAGGCAUCCUGGGCCUAUGGAAAGGAUGUAACCAUUGAAAAUAAAGAAAAUGUGGAGCACAUACAAGGAGUGUUGGAAGAUAUGCAGCUUAGGAAACAAAGAUGUGAAGACAUGGUAGAUGUGCGAAGAUUAAAGAUGCUUCAGAUGGUGCAGUUGUUUAAAUGUGAAGAAGAUGCUGCCCAGGCAGUAGGAUGGCUAAGUGAACUUCUGGAUGCUCUUCUUAAGACCCACAUCAGAUUGGGUGAUGAUGCUCAGGAAACGAAAGUUCUACUGGAGAAGCAUAGAAAAUUUGUUGAUGUUGCACAGAGCACUUAUGACUAUGGAAGACAGUUGCUACAGGCCACAGUUGUGCUGUGCCAGUCUUUGCGCUGCACCUCUCGAUCAUCUGGGGAUACACUUCCUCGACUGAACAGAGUAUGGAAACAAUUUACAAUAGCAUCUGAAGAGAGGGUACAUAGGCUGGAAAUGGCUAUUGCAUUUCACUCAAAUGCUGAAAAGAUUUUGCAAGACUGUCCAGAAAAGCCUGAAGCUAUUAAUGAUGAGGAGCAAUUUGAUGAAAUUGAAGCAGUUGGGAAAUCCCUUUUAGAUAGACUAACUGUUCCUGUGGUUUAUCCUGAUGGAACUGAACAAUAUUUUGGGAGUCCAGGUGACAUGGCUUCUACUGCAGAACACAUCAGAGACAGGAUGAAACUAGUUAGUCUCAAAAGGCAGCAGCUGAGACAUCCCGAAAUGAUGACUACAGAGAGCUAAUAGCUGCCUUCUUCCCGCAGAUCUGCAGUUCAUAAUCCCGCAUGUCGUUGGCACACUGCAGCAUUAGCUACAAUAUGUUAAGAUGCAUUUCACAGCCAGGAUAAGCCUCAUUUCUUUCCAUUACACACUUCUCUCCACAUGUUAACAUCUUGUAACUACCAAGCAGAAUUAUUUAACAUGCUUUGAGACCAUAGACUCCAAGUAUCUUAAAAGAAGGAACUGUAAACAUUGCACUGAAAACUUGCUUUAAAGCUUUACCUGACCUGUCAGUUUGUAGAUGAAUAACUGAUAAUAAGCUUUGAAUGGUGCUAAUAAGAGUUUAGAACUUCUCUCUAUAAAAAAUGGUUGCCCUUCCUCCCCAAGUGAUGUAGUAAAUUUAGACUAUAGUUAAACUGUUAUUAGUAGACAGUGGU